Molecule: messenger RNA, 1191 nt
Organism: Panicum hallii
Lineage: Eukaryota; Viridiplantae; Streptophyta; Magnoliopsida; Poales; Poaceae
Product: prosaposin-like
Exons: 6
Coding region: 222-935 (237 amino acids)
Biological process (GO): lipid metabolic process
Source: RefSeq, a predicted model, not a curated record
UGGUCAAUUUUUUUUUUGGGCUGGCAUCAUUGACCACUAAUAACCAACCCUAGCGUAGCAGGGCAGGACUCGAAAUCCGCACGCAUCGCCAAGCCGACAAGGAUAGCAAGCAGCAGGCCGCCGAAUCGCCUCCGGCCCCCGCCCCUUUUUAGAAUUUUAGUUCCGUUCCUUUGCUGCUGCUCGAUUUCAUCGAUUGAUUCCCCGAGGCGUGGCAGGUUGACAUGGGAUCCGAGGCACCUUUCUUCCUCUUGCUCCUCUUGCUGCUCGUCGCCCGGGCACCUGCACAAGCCAGGGAUGCUGCUGUUUUUGUGGAUCUUCACGUAAUUGAGCUCCCAGACCACAGCCCUGUCUACAAGGAACAUGUUCCUGUCCAUCUCAAGAGCAGCAGCCCGCUAUGCUCAGCUUGUGAAAACUUCGCGAGUGGUGCUGUCACUUAUCUAAGUGAGAAACAAACACAAGAUAAGAUCAUGAAAUUACUUCAUGAUGCUUGUUCUCAGUCAUUCUCCUUGGAACAGAAGUGUGUUGAAUUGAUGGACUCCUAUGCAACUCUGCUGUUUGCCAAGAUUUCGGAGAUCAAGCCAGAAGAGUUCUGCAAACAGUAUGGCCUGUGCAGGGAAACCGCCCUUUUCUCUGGUGUGGGAAGUGACAGCUCUUGUGAGUUUUGCCACCACCUGCUUGAUGAAAUUAUGUCCAAACUGAAAGAUCCAGAUGCAGAGUUUGAGAUAAUUCAAAUUCUCAUCAAGGAGUGCAAUAAGAUCGAAGGUCAUGUCCAGCAGUGCAAGAGAUUGGUCCUGCAAUACAUUCCCCUCAUCCUGGUCAAUGGUGAGAAGUUCCUUGAGAAGAAUGAUGUGUGCGCACUCGUACAAGCGUGUCCAGCCAGUCAAAAGACUACAAUCAGCUCAUUCUUGGACGAGGGAUUGGUGGGCGAUGCAUGAAGAUUGGAAGAUUACACAAAGCGCACGGUGAUGGUAGUAUUCCUUGUACAUAAGGCGAUAAACCAAUGGCUUCUGUAUUGUGCCCAUGUAUUCUUCGAAACCCUUAUAUUGUGUAUACAAUUGUUUUAGAUACCAAUGUGUUAAUAUUCUGGGAGCUGAAAGAAAUAUCAUGUGCUAGGCUACGGAUGCUGUCAAUAACUUGUCAAGACAUAUUUCAGAUGUAGGGAAAUGAAACAGCAAGAUUGUUCGUAAUUUA